Messenger RNA from Mesorhabditis spiculigera, 1173 nucleotides. The record is from the annotation of a GenBank genome assembly. Lineage: Eukaryota; Metazoa; Nematoda; Chromadorea; Rhabditida; Rhabditidae.
AUGGCCGGCAAUGGCUACCUAGGCACCAAAGUGCAAAUCUCGGAGUUGGAGGCUGAUUUGCAAAAAAGCCUCGGUCCGGAGUUCCACCUCAAGGAGUCCGACCUGACGGAGAAGGCGAACUUUGAUGGCAACACCUCACUGAUGGCUACAUUCAGCUGGGAAGGCAAAAAGUAUUUGCUGAAGCUCCCUACCUGGAGCAAGCUCGUCAGCCUCUACGGAGCCGGUGCGGCCGACUCGAUGGCCGGGCUCGUCAAGCUGGUGCACAACCGCGAGGUCGAUUUCUUCCAGGCCAUCCUCCCAAAGAUCCCGAGGCGGAUCGUCACCCCGCAAUUCGUCUGCGCGAAGAAAUUUGAGGCCGGCUUAGAUUCCGCCUACCUCGUGAUGGAGCUGGCGAACGGGAAGAACCCGUUCACCCAUGAAUUCGCCGGGAUUGAGGCGACCAAGAAGAUCCUCGACGAUUUGGCAGCGCUGCACGCCGUUGAUGCUCAUUUCACCAAAGAGAAGCACGACCACUUUUUUGAUGCCUCGCCAGCGGUGAUGAGCAUCUUAGACAUACAGCUGAACAAGGAUGCCCUGAAAAGUGCCUGCGACAACCUAGCGGCUUUCCUUGGCGACGACUCGAAGCAGCUUUUCGAGCAAAUCUUUAAGCUCGCUGCUGAAGACGGGCUUGUGUCGAAAGAUCAGCUACUUGGGGUCCCCAAAAAAUUGGGCGCCGUCCAAUCCCUGAUCCACGCCGACCUGUGGCGCUGCAACGUUCUUUGGACGGAUUCGACCAAUGGGGAGCACCAGCUGGACGCCGUGCUCGACUGGCAGGGCUGGCGACCGGGUAACCCUGGCGAAGAUCUCGCCAAGCUGUACCUCUUCGCGUUGGAGAACGAGUCGAGGAAGGAACAUUGGGCCGAGCUGCUCCAUUACUAUUACAACCAAUACAAGCAGUAUCACGGUGAAAAGACACCUGCAUAUACCGAAGCGCAGAUCCAAAAAGCGUUCCGACUCUCCCUACCUGCCUGUGCCUUAAUCGUCUUGAGCUACAACCCUCGAAAUCAUGAAAAUGAUAUCAAGAAGGGCUUGUCAGAAGCCGAGCACGCUUCCGCCAAGGCGAAAAUCCAGGAGACAAUCCGCGAAAUCAUGACGGAAGUGCGAGACAUCCUUGAAGCCCAAGCCCGGGAGGCC